Molecule: messenger RNA, 1071 nt
Organism: Fraxinus pennsylvanica
Lineage: Eukaryota; Viridiplantae; Streptophyta; Magnoliopsida; Lamiales; Oleaceae
Source: the annotation of a GenBank genome assembly
AUGAAUAAUGGAGCUCCAACUGUAUUCAUAAUGGAAUGCUAUGACACUUUGGUUGGAGUAGGAGUCGGGCCAGAAGUCGACGGAGGUAACGUGGUGAUUACCCCCGAUCCAUUUACCCAUCGGGAGCCGCAGCGAUCUUGUACAGAGGCACUUGACGUUGUGAGUGUCAUUGCGGGACGGUGCGGCAUUGGUGGUGGAUCUGAGGGCGGCGACGGUGACGAUGGUAGGGGCUCUAGGGACCUUAGCAGGGAAGACCCUUUGGCACUAAAGCAGUUACCUCGAGAAAAGGUUCAAGUAGCUACAAAGUUCGGUGUAGCCGGAUUUGAUGCUUCCGGAGUUAUAGUGAAAGGUACACCUGAAUAUGCUCGCUCUUGCUGUGAGGCUAGCCUCAAGAGUCUUGAUGUGGACUAUAUCGAUCUUUACUACAUACAUCGAAUUGAUUCUACCGUGCCUAUUGAAUACACAAUGGGAGAACUUAAAAAACUAGUCAAUGAAGGUAAAAUAAAAUAUAUUGGAUUAUCUGAAGCUAGCCCAGAUACAAUAAGGAGGGCUCAUGCAGUUCAUCCUAUUACUGCUAUUGAAAUGGACUAUUCUCUUUGGAUCCGUGAUAUCGAAGAUGAAAUAAUUCCACUUUGCAGGGAACUUGGGAUCGGAAUAGUUCCGUACAGUCCCUUAGGUCGAGGUUUUUUUGCUGGAAAGGCUGUAGUUGAAAGCGCAGAUCCAAAUAGCUCAUUGACUGAUCACCCAAGGCUUAAGGGGGAGAACUUUGAUAAGAACAAGGCCAUAUAUUUUCGUAUGGAAGCAUUGGCUAAGAAGCAUGGAUGCACUCCCGCUCAACUUGCAAUUGCAUGGGUUCUUCACCAAGGAGAUGAUGUUGUACCUAUUCCAGGUACAACCAAAAUUAAGAAUCUCCACAGCAAUAUUGAUUCUCUAAAAAUGAAGCUUACAAAAGAUGAUUUGAAAGAGAUAACCGAUGCGGUUCCCAUCAAUGAAGUAGCAGGGUCGAAGAGUUCUAAUGAGGCUUUUCAUAAGAUUACAUGGGAAUUUGUGAAGACUCCACUCCCAAAAUGA